AGCCUCACUCUUCCACAGCCUUCAUGUCUGACAACACAGAGGGAAGAGGAAAAGGGAAGAAGAAGGAAACUGACUGACUGACUGACGCCUCCUUUUUUUUUCUUUCUUCUUCUUCUGACUCUUCUGACGCACCGGGGAACUUUUUGUCCAUGUCACAAGCAAAACCUGAGGCCAGGACAGGACAGGACAGCCACCAGCCUGCAGCAGCGUUCUCUGCGUUUUCCACGGAUUAAUUUAACCAGAUUCGACCGGGAUUCGACAGCCUGGUUAUGGAUUUUAACCUGCUGACGGACAGUGAAGCUCGCAGCCCGGCGCUGUCGCUCUCCGACUCCGGGACCCCGCAGCACGACCCGGGGUGUAAAGGCCAGGACACCAGCGACACCGAGAAAUCUCACCACAACCAGCUGGACGAGUCCAGCGCCGAGGACAGCUCUCUGAAGAAGAAGCAGCGGCGGCAGAGGACUCACUUCACCAGCCAGCAGCUCCAGGAGCUGGAGGCCACGUUCCAGAGGAACCGCUACCCCGACAUGAGCACCAGGGAGGAGAUCGCAGUGUGGACCAACCUCACGGAGGCACGGGUCAGGGUUUGGUUCAAGAACCGACGUGCCAAGUGGAGAAAGCGGGAGAGGAACCAGCAGGCGGAGUUGUGCAAAAAUGGCUUCGGCGCCCAGUUCAAUGGACUCAUGCAGCCUUACGACGACAUGUACACGGGCUACUCCUACAAUAACUGGGCCACAAAGAGCCUUGCAAACAGCCCGCUCUCCGCUAAGAGCUUUCCGUUCUUUAACUCGAUGAAUGUAAGCCCCCUGUCAUCCCAGCCCAUGUUCUCCCCCCCCAGCUCCAUCCCCUCCAUGAACAUGGCCUCGAGCAUGGUGCCCUCAGCGGUCGCUGGGGUCCCCGCCAGCGGGCUCAACAACCUGGGCAACCUCAACAACCUCAACGGCCCCGCGGCGCUCAACUCGGUAGCAGUGACGGCCGCCACUUGCCCCUACGCCACCACGGCCAGUCCCUACAUGUACAGAGACACCUGCAACUCCAGCCUGGCCAGCCUGCGGCUCAAGGCCAAGCAGCACACCAACUUCGCGUAUCCGGCAGUGCAGAACCCCGUGUCCAACCUGAGCCCCUGCCAGUACGCGGUGGACCGGCCGGUAUGAAGAAGCAGCUCCGACAUAUGACCCCCUGACCCAGCCGACCCGGAUGCAGGUCCACUGUUACCCGACUUCACAACUCUUCAGCUCCAUCUCUAAGCUACCGGAUGUGCUGCAGACUGGCAUGUUUUGUUGGUGCGCCGUGAGAAUGGUCGUCACACAGACAUGCCCAGAUGGACCACCGCACUUCGCAGGGAUUCUGUCUCCCGUGUGUGAGACUGUCACUGAACUGACCAACUGCUUCAAAGGAUUUCUAAAGGUUAUUAUCCAUUAUCAUUUUUUAAUUUUUUUUUUUUUUGUUCCUUCUUUUGAACUGCAUGAUUAGAGUUAACGUAGAAACCAAAGGGCAAUGAAAACAUGGAUGCUUCAACUGGACUGGUGGUCAACAUCUUGGCCCAAGAACAUCAAAUGUGAUCUUUGCUACGGUCGCAGGGGAAGGGACCUGUGGUAACAAUGCGGGAGACGUGGAGGAUGUAUAUAAUGGACUUUUUCUGUUUUGUAUGUGACGAAAAAAUAUAUGAAAAAUGUAGUACUUUAAAGAUGAGAGAAAGCAUGUUCUUCAAAAAGCAAAGGGCCCUAAGUCGGUGUACUCUGAGCACAUCCUUGAGAAGAUUUAAACUUUGUUGUGAAUUCCUCACCCCUUGCAAGGUCAUAGGUCAAAAGGUCUAGUCUGGUGGGUGAGAGGAGGGCAAUACUGGAAAGUGAACACACCCUGGAGCAGUCUAACACAAACCCCCCCCCGACAAUUUACACACACACACACACACACACACACACACAUACCAGAAUAUCAGCAAGAUUCUUUAAGUAAAGCUCUAAAAAGCCAUUGAGUAUAUAGAUUUGUGUGGUGUUAUACUGUACAAAGGGAGUCCAUGACUGUAAAAAAAAAAAUGUAUGUAAGAGUGCAGUUGUUAUGAGAAGAAAAAAAAAAUAAUCAAGCUUUUUUUUUUUUUCCCUGGUGUAGCCUGCUUUGUCUCAUUAAAGAACCAAUUAAAAGAUCCGUUUUUAUGAA
This is a messenger RNA of Scophthalmus maximus (turbot), 2160 nucleotides long. RefSeq names its product paired-like homeodomain 3 (gene pitx3). Lineage: Eukaryota; Metazoa; Chordata; Actinopteri; Pleuronectiformes; Scophthalmidae. Bases 270 to 1154 code for a protein of 294 amino acids. The transcript is spliced from 4 exons. The record is from RefSeq and is a predicted model, not a curated record. Gene Ontology annotation, molecular function: DNA-binding transcription factor activity, RNA polymerase II-specific; RNA polymerase II cis-regulatory region sequence-specific DNA binding. Gene Ontology annotation, cellular component: nucleus. Gene Ontology annotation, biological process: regulation of transcription by RNA polymerase II; anatomical structure morphogenesis.